AUGGCUGAGCUGGAUGGACCCGUUCCAGGAGUUCCUCCGCUCGUGGCUCCACCAGCUCUCGGCCGCGCUCUUCGACGCGGCCUCGGCCUCCGCCUCCCCGUCGGAGCGCCCCAGGAGCGCUUCUUCGCGGCGAAGCGCGAGCUCGCGCGCCGCGACCCGGCGCUGGCCCUCGCCCUGCCGUGGCUGAGCCCGCUGUCCCGGGCGCUCCUCUGGCUCGGCGGGUGGCGCCCCUGCGCCGCCUACCGCGUCGCGGAGGCGUGGGCGGGUCUGUCGGCGGAGGCGAUGCGGCGGGAGACGAAGGCGGAGGAGGCGGCGGUGGAGAGGGACAUGGGGAGGGUGCAGCUGGGGCUGCUCAGGAUGGUGGCGCCGGGGGCCGGAGGGGACGAGGCGGCGGUGGCGGCGGCGAUGGAGCCGGUGGCCGUGGCGGCCGAUGCCGUGCGGAGGGUGGUGGCGGCGCUCGGCCCCCACCAGGUGCUCGCCUUCUUAGCCCAGCUGAUCGGGAUGGAGAUAGGCUUCUAUGCCAUGGAACCAGAUUAGCUACCAUGGAGAUAGGCUUCUUUUUCUGUACUAGGUUAUCGUUUCUUGUUACUUUUUCUCCUGUUUUUUCGCUUUCUCGAGGCCUCGGCUGCCUCACUCUAUGUAGCUUAAUUUAUCUUCUUUAUGAAUGAAGCAGGUAGCG
This is a messenger RNA of Ananas comosus (pineapple), 679 nucleotides long. Its product is annotated as protein DOG1-like 4. The transcript is spliced from 2 exons. Gene Ontology annotation, molecular function: sequence-specific DNA binding. Gene Ontology annotation, biological process: DNA-templated transcription. The record is from RefSeq and is a predicted model, not a curated record. The coding region runs from base 1 to 537 and encodes 178 amino acids. Lineage: Eukaryota; Viridiplantae; Streptophyta; Magnoliopsida; Poales; Bromeliaceae.